AUGUCGGAUCCCUUCUCCAUCAAUGGAGGUGCUGCAGUAGCCAUGGUGGGCAAAGACUGCAUUGCCAUAGCGUGUGACACCAGACUAGGAAGCCAGUCGCUUGGCUUGGCAAAUAAUUUCGAAAAAGUGUUCCAAAUGGGAAAAACUACUUUUCUUGGUCUCACAGGUUUAGCUACAGAUGUGAUUACAUUGCGUGAAGAUUUCCGCCUCAAGAACAAUUUGUACAAGUUGAGGGAAGAACGAGAAAUGGAACCCAAAACAUUGGCCAAUCUUGUCAGCACAUCACUUUAUGAACGUCGGUUUGGUCCAUAUUUCGUGUCGCCAAUUGUGGCCGGUUUGGGUAAGGGAGGCCAGCCUUUUAUAUGUGGAUUUGACCUGAUUGGAUGCAUUGACUUUGCUAAGGAUUUUAUUGUUAGUGGUACUGCUUCGGACCAGUUGUAUGGUACGUGUGAAUCAUUGUAUGAACCCAACUUGGAGCCGGAAGAUUUGUUUGAGACAAUCAGUCAGGCUUUGUUGAACGCAGUGGAUCGUGAUGCGUUGUCGGGAUGGGGAGCUGUAGUGUAUGUGGUGACCAAGGAAAAGGUGGUUCGCCGGGUGUUGAGAACAAGACAGGAUUAG
Messenger RNA from Meyerozyma guilliermondii ATCC 6260, 618 nucleotides. It is a transcript of the gene PUP3, whose product is annotated as proteasome core particle subunit beta 3. Bases 1 to 618 code for a protein of 205 amino acids. The transcript has a single exon. Gene Ontology annotation, cellular component: proteasome core complex, beta-subunit complex; proteasome core complex. Lineage: Eukaryota; Fungi; Ascomycota; Pichiomycetes; Serinales; Debaryomycetaceae. The record is from RefSeq and is a predicted model, not a curated record. Gene Ontology annotation, biological process: proteasome-mediated ubiquitin-dependent protein catabolic process.